GGCCCUGUUGGAGUUGGUGUGUCCCUGCUGCCUCUCUCCUACCGUCGUCAUGUCCAGACCCGGGUCGUACAGCAGCCAGUCCUACUCCCCGGCCAGUCGGUCUGGGGCCCUUAAGAGCCAAGCGACGGGCUCCAACCUGGACCCCAGGGACCAGUCGGCCAAGAACAAGGAGAAGGAGCAGAUGGUCGGACUCAACGACAAGUUCGUGGCCUUCAUCGACAAGAUGAAGCACCUUGAGAAUGAGAACAAGAGGCUGGAGACGCAGCUGAGGAUCCUGCAAGAACCGGAGGUCUACAAGGGGAAGAUCGACCAGGUGGUGCAGGAGAUGGAGGCGGACCUCCUGAGGCAGGUGGAGAGCCUGACCCGCGACCGCCUCAAGCUGGGGGCGGAGCUGGACAAGUGCCAGGAGGAGGUGGAGGACAGCAAGCAGAAGUACGAGGUGGAGUUCCUGAAGAAGACAGAUCUGGAGAACGAAUUUAUGAUCACCAAGAAGGACGUGGAUAACGGCCACCUCGCCAAAGUGGAGCUGGCUCUGGACCUGGAGGUCUCCAUCGGGGAGCUGGACUUCCUCCGGCUUGGAUACGAAGAGGAAAUCAAGGAGCUGGAGUCGCAGGUACAGAACGAGACGGUGGUGGUGCCAGAGGACCGCAAGAGGUCGCUGGACAUGGACGAGAUCAUCACCGUCGUUAAGGCCCAGUACCAGAACAUGGCCGCCCGCACCCGCGACGAGGCGGAGCAGUGGAACCAGAAGAAGAUGGAUGCCAUGGUCCUGUCCGCAGGGCAGCAUGAGCAGGAGGUGCGCGGUGUGAAGAAGGACCUGGGAGAGAUGAUGAGAAUCAUCCAGAGACUCAGAGCGGACCUGGAGGCACUCAGGAAGAAGAAGGACUCGGUGGAGAGGGAGCUGGAGGCGGUGGAGGGCGAGGGCCAGAAGAGCCUGGCGGUGACCCGGGACAACAUGGCCCAGCUGGAGGAGGCGCGGCACCGGGCCAAGCAGGACAUGACCCUGCAUCUCCGGGAAUACCAGGAGCUCAUGAACCUCAAGCUGGCGCUGGACAUCGAGAUCGCCACCUACAUGCAGCUGCUGGAGGGGGAGGAGAGGAGAAUGGACGACCACAUGCGUCAAUAGUCAGAUUUGGCGUGUUUCUGUAUUGCUGUCAGCUCAUUUAAAUCUAGCCCUCUCUUUGGCUUAGAUCUCGACAACAAACCAACCAAUCCCAGUCCUCCUUACUCGCAAACGCUAAAACCCCGCCUGUGAAGACAUGCCCCCACAACGACACAGCCCCCGUUAAACCUCAGGUAUCACCGACAACAAGCCCCACCUGCCACAAGAGGCUGCUGAUUCGCAUAGAGGUUGAGGCGGGGAAAGUUGUGUCUGAGACUUCCUGUUACAUCGAUAUUGACAGAUGAUCUGAUGUGACAUCACAAACAACACAAUGACAACAAAAAUAUGUGUGUCAUAGCCAGGCUGUACCACGCUAAAGUCUGUUUUGCCUAGACGUUGGUUUUCCCAUUUGCAGCAUUCUUCCUGUAAAAUUGGAAACACAUCCAAGUAUGUGAAAAUGCUUUAAACUGUAAUCCUUGUUUGGGUUUCAUAGAUCAUACCAAACAUCCCCUUUUUUUUCUGUUUGCUUUUAUGGUAUUGUGUUUGUUUUUGUUGUUUGGGGUUGGUUUAGGUCAGUGGUGCCCAAUACGUUGACCUGUCGAUCGCAAAGGUAGUGCGGGUAGAUUGCGUGACAUUCCCAAAAAAAUUUAAGCGGUUUACUUUAAAUGUGCUAUUUCCUUGACUGCAUUAUUUGGCUCUACUUAUGUAUGCCAGUCAGCCUUCUCCCACAUGAAUAAUAUUAAGUCGAAACACCAUUCCAUCAUGACUGAUGCUAAUUUGGGAGCCUGCUUGAGACUAGCUACCAGCAGCUACUGUCUAUGCAAACCUGGCUGACUCCAUUCAGUGCAAGACAUCAGAGUUUGUACUCUGUAUAUAUAAAUAAAUAUGAUAGGUCUUUUUUUAUGUAGGUAGAUCAUUUUGAAAGUAGCUCACAAGCCUAAAAGGUGUGGGCACCCCUGGUUAAGGUUGCUUAUUUUAGUGUGUGUGGUAUGUCACGGGUGUUUAACAAUGUUUGGAAUGAAUUUGGGAUGAAUAAAAAGGGAAACAUUUGGUAUUGAA
This is a messenger RNA of Gadus macrocephalus (Pacific cod), 2161 nucleotides long. Its product is annotated as keratin, type II cytoskeletal 8-like. Bases 50 to 1126 code for a protein of 358 amino acids. The transcript has 9 exons. Gene Ontology annotation, cellular component: keratin filament. The record is from RefSeq and is a predicted model, not a curated record. Lineage: Eukaryota; Metazoa; Chordata; Actinopteri; Gadiformes; Gadidae.